Messenger RNA from Topomyia yanbarensis, 917 nucleotides. RefSeq lists its product as uncharacterized. The record is from RefSeq and is a predicted model, not a curated record. NCBI's taxonomy places the organism in Eukaryota, Metazoa, Arthropoda, Insecta, Diptera, Culicidae. The transcript is spliced from 4 exons. The coding region runs from base 11 to 613 and encodes 200 amino acids.
UAUCUUGGAUAUGUUUCCACACCUGUGUUCAUAUGAAAGAUUGGUGAUUCGUCAAAUGUUUGAGAGAUUGUAUCCUAACAGAACAGAAGGUCUCAAAAUCGAGGAUGUCUUCUCUCAGUGUCUAUCUUAUUCACCGUCCAGAUUCUCUAGAGUAGAAGAUGAUCACAUUCGAGGAUGCUUGAGAAUAAUUUCUCAUAUGCCAAUUCGCGGACAAAAAAGAACGCUGGUAGGCUGUCCAACUGUAGGCGAAGAACAUUCGGCUUCAAUUUUAAUUCGUUGGAUUGGGGAGUGCUUAGAUACAUACAUGGCAUCCCCCGCAACUGAUUCCAAACUACACAUGGUGUGCGUAGCAAGCCCGAUGAAAAGAGGAAAUUAUGCCGUCAUUUGUGAGAAAAAAGUUAUAUUCGAGACUAACAAUUCUAUUCAUGCAGUGGAAAUUUUAUUCAAAUGCCACGCAGUUCUCGGAGUGGAGGUGCCACCUAAUUUUAGAAUGUUUUGGGACUUUCUGGCAUGUGCCAUAUAUAAUAUAAUUCCGCACAGUCAGAGGACAACUGUGAAUAGACUCGUCCAAACUUUUAUUGAAGUUUCCCGCGCACGUAUUGACAACAAAUAAAAGGACAACUUUUUUAUACAAUACUUACUAAAAACCAUAAAAUUUAAUAAACAGAAGUUUCUUUAAUUAUUAUUGUAAAAAUAUUCCAUAAGAAAAGAAAGACUGCAUUGUGUUGUAUCCAAAACAAAAUUUUGACGGCCAAUUUCUUCACUGGAUGUAAACCGGUUUAGUUCCAGUUCAAAUGCAACAAUCGAUCAUGAACCAAUUUAAAUAGGAAUCGGUUGUUGCAUUUCUUCUUACAGAAACCAUUCAGAAUUGCAAGUCAUAAUCCGGAUGGCUCCAGUCAGUAUUCCGGCUCCAGUGA